Messenger RNA from Phytophthora nicotianae INRA-310, 423 nucleotides. RefSeq lists its product as hypothetical. The transcript is spliced from 2 exons. The record is from RefSeq and is a predicted model, not a curated record. Lineage: Eukaryota; Oomycota; Peronosporomycetes; Peronosporales; Peronosporaceae. The coding region runs from base 1 to 423 and encodes 140 amino acids.
AUGAAGCUAUCUCAUGUACCAAGUGGCGCUUAUUACAUUUCCAAGUUGAAUUUGACACCCUCGCAGUGCUGUACUAGCUCGCCGGACGUAAAUGCGCGUCAGCUUAAGGAACUCACUGGUUUUACUGCUGCGAUUCUUGAUGAUCACAGUUCAGGACUAACGCGAGUGGUUAAUAGUGUGGAUAAGGUGGAUGAUAUCAAUAUGAAGAGCAAGCAUGCAGUAGUGUACAGAGCUAUACAAGAGGUGAAAGCUAGUCUGACUGUGAGCCCUGAAGUUGAAUACAGUCUAUUACCAGGGUUCAUGGAAGCUUUCGCUGAGGCAAACCCUGGAUCACGAGUGUGUCUCGAGUUGGACUCGCGAAACAGCCUCGUGCGCAUACAAGAUGCAAUAUUGCCUGUCUGGGAGGUUGAUGAACGCACAUGA